This is a messenger RNA of Prunus persica (peach), 3010 nucleotides long. RefSeq names its product seed biotin-containing protein SBP65. The coding region runs from base 368 to 2452 and encodes 694 amino acids. The record is from RefSeq and is a predicted model, not a curated record. The transcript has 2 exons. Lineage: Eukaryota; Viridiplantae; Streptophyta; Magnoliopsida; Rosales; Rosaceae.
UCCGUGGCACCGAAAGACUUCGCCACGUGUCCCUGCAUGUACGGACAAACCAAUGUGCGAUAAUGCUAAUCUAAAACAAUUGACGUGUGAGCUCCUGGUCGAACAUGAUAUCUGACUCUUCCCCAGAAGCCACCACGUGGCAUUGCUCCACCCAACACAUGUCCUUCUCCAUGCAUGGACGUCCUUACCACCUCCUCAGGCACCGCCAUGGCUUCAUGUUUUUAACGCCAAUCUCGAACCACCAUUUCUCAUCAGUUCUCAAACCCAGAAAAAAGCAAAACAAAACAAAACUCAAAACCAAAACCAGCAAUAUUAAACAGCUUUCAAUAUUUUCGAGAGAAAAAAAAGAAAAAAAAGAAGCGAGGAAAUGGCUUCUGAGCAGCAAAUGAGAAGGGAAAAUACCACCUCGGAGAGGGAGGUGGAGAUUGAGAAAGAUAAGGUGCCGAAGAUCACGACCCACUUUGAGGCUCUGAGAGGGGCGGAAGGCAAAGACACUUCUCUGGACAGCAGCAAGCAGUCGCAGCAGCAGCAUGAGGAUAAAGCGCGGAGUGGAAGCACGGCAGGUGAUGUGGGCAUGGGAAAAGCAGAAGAGGCUCAUGAGCUCGAGUCUCUCAAGGAUCAAGUGGAGAAGGACAAGGAUAAGGAGAGAGAAGCGCAGGCUGAUCAAGCGAGGACUGCGAAAAUGGUGGCGGAUAAAGAGGCCGAGGCUAAGAGAGAGAGCGAAGGCCGCACUCAAGGUCAAGGAGAAGGCCAAGGUGGGAAAUUUGAAGAGCACCACCAAGGGCAAGGUCAAAGUGAAGGUCAAGGCCAAGGUGGAGCGCGUCCUCAAACUCAUACGAAGGUUGAAGAGCACCAACGACAAGCAGGAGCUCAAGGCCAAGGCGGUGGUCAGGUUGGAGAGCACCAACGACAAGUCGGGGCUCAAGGACAAGAAGGUGGUGGUCAAUAUCAUGCGAAGGUUGAAGAGCACCAAGGACAAGGGGGAGGUCGUCAAUCUCUUGGGCAAGCUGGAGGUGAAGGAAAAGGCAGAGCUCAAUCUGUUGGUAAGUUUGAAGUGAGUGGUGAGGAAGAGAAGGGUUCGGCCAAUAAAGGCCGAGAAAGUACUGAAGUUGAUAAACAAUCUAGAUGCACACAGAUAGGCCAGGGUAUAGAGAAAAUGACCCUCGAGGAAGAGAAGAGUUCUAAAGGAGGCAGAGAAAAUGAGAUGAAAAGCAGGGAAGAAAAGGAAGGAAGAAGCACAAACACGACGGGCAGAGGAGAUCAGGGUAGAGAGGAAAUGGGUGGUGGGGAAGAGAGAGGCUCUAUAGGCAGAGAAGAAAAGGAGGGUCGUCAGCAGCAAAACAAAGAACAGCAACCAUCUUUGGAAGAAAUCUCAAAGUUUAGAGCAGCAGCACAGCAGAAUUCCAUGGAGGCAAUAAGAGCAGCAGAGGAGCGUUAUGCCCAGGCUAAAGAAUCGGCGAGGCAAGGGAUUGGCAGCGCAACCGAGUUUGUCUCAGAGAAAGGUGAGCAAACCAAGGAGACACUCGUCCAAGGAGCACAAACGGCAAAAGAAACUCUUAGCAGCGCAGGCAAGACGGUCGUGGAGAAGACAGCCCCAGUAGCGGAGAACGCGAAAGAUGUGGCGGUGUCCGCGGGACAGACCACUCUGCAUUACGUGGGAGAAGGGGCUGCGAAGGCCAAGGACGUGACGUUGGAGGGCGGGAAGACUGCGGGGGCAUAUGCCGGUGACGUGGCUGUGGGUUUGAAGGACAAGGCGACUGUGGCUGGCUGGAGUGCCGCGCAUUACACGACAGAGGCGGCAGUGGAGGGGACCAAGUUGGCGGCUAGAACUGUGAAAGGGGCGGCGGAGUAUGCGGGUCAUACAGCUGUGGAUAUUGUUUCCAAGCCCUUGAUUAUGGCUAAAGAUGCUGCGGCGGUGGCAGGUGAGAAGGCAGAGGAGUACACUGCUAGGAAGAGAGAGGAGGCACAGAGAGAAGUGGAGGCCAAGAGGUCAGCUGAGCAAAAUAAGUCACAGGGGGGUCUGACUCAACAAGGAAGAGAAAAAGAGGGAUCCAAAGGGGACCAAGGGGAGACUGGUCAGGAAUGGCAGAGUCAAGUUCAGGGCACCGUGAGAGGUGAGGACAUCAGUCGGGAUCAGAGAAGAGAGGAGGGUCAAAAGGGAACGCAGAGCGAAGGUGGUGAUCAGCAAAGAAGAGAGGAGAGGACUUAUGAGGAAGGCGGUGACAAAGCGAGUACUGAGGAAUACAGGAGUGGCAUGGAUACCUCUCAAGUUGCCGGUGGCGGUGCCGGCGUAGGGGUGGUGCUGGGAGCAAUCGGAGAGACUUUGGUUGAGAUCGCCCAGACGACAAAAGACAUGGUGAUCGGGCAAGAGGAGGAGCAGAAUGGUAACCAGGGGGAGUGGAAUUCAUCAACUGAUCAACAGGGCAAGCAAGGGGUGGGCAAGAUGAAGUGAAGCAUAAAUCAGAGUUGUAUAGGGAGUUUCUGAGUCUUAGUUUUGACUGAGAUUUGUGGUACUUUUAAUUUGUGUGUAUAAUUUUGGUUUGGAUGUUAAGUUUGUUUUGUGGCGAGUUAAAUUUGAAUAUGCAUUCUGUAUACAGAACUCGUUGCUGCACUUGCUCUGACGAGAUGUCUAGUUUUUGCGUCUCUGGACCAAAUUUCUUAACGUAGACCAACUUGGAGGGCUUGGAUUCAAGAGAAGAUCAAAGAAGAAUUACUCAUUUAAAAAUCUGUACACUGCUGCUAAAAAGUUAAAAACGCUUUCUGAAAGUUUUCUAGCCAAAUUACAACAGUUUCAAGGAUUAGACCACCAACAAAUUUCAAGGAUUAAAGUACCAACAAGUGAGUAAGUGUAGAGACAGGUCUAUAAUGUCACCCUCUCGCCUCAUGCUUUUAUGUAUGCGUCUACCUGUCUCCCCUAACGACCUGAAGCAAGAGCCCUUGGAUUUUGAUGGCUCCAUUAUUUUCCAAUCCUUGGCUGAGUGCGGAUGAUAAUUUUGAUAUAAUCAAGUUC